Molecule: messenger RNA, 180 nt
Organism: Funneliformis mosseae
Lineage: Eukaryota; Fungi; Glomeromycota; Glomeromycetes; Glomerales; Glomeraceae
Source: the annotation of a GenBank genome assembly
UCUUAUUUUAUAAAUCAAGAUAAUCGAAAAGGAGCAUUAGGAGUUCACCUUGUAAAAGAGAUCAGUUCGAAAUUAAAUCAUGUGACUGAAAUUUCCGAAACAUUAUGUCCCGGAAAAAAUUUGCCUAAGAAUACUCCACCAAAAACUAAGAAUGACCAGAUAAGUGCACUUAUUCCUUAA